Molecule: messenger RNA, 1764 nt
Organism: Xiphias gladius (swordfish)
Lineage: Eukaryota; Metazoa; Chordata; Actinopteri; Istiophoriformes; Xiphiidae
Gene: gtf3c6
Product: general transcription factor IIIC, polypeptide 6, alpha
Exons: 6
Coding region: 156-593 (145 amino acids)
Biological process (GO): transcription by RNA polymerase III
Cellular component (GO): transcription factor TFIIIC complex
Source: RefSeq, a predicted model, not a curated record
AAAAAACACUGUAGGCGUCCUCUCGGGCACCGUACAUUCGCGGAAGUUGGCUAAAAUAUUAAAUAGGAAGGGAUUGUGGCAGUUUUCACUGGAUAAUAUUUUCGGAAUUUUUUUUUUUAUUGCUAUUAUUCCGUUUUUAUUCCAGGACUUUGAACAUGGAAGAUGAAUGGGAAGAGGAGGAGCAGCUUGUUGUGGUGGAGCUCUCUGGCAUAAUCAACAACGACUUUCUGUCAAAGUGUCAGGGCACAUGCAAGAUACUGGGUAUUGACAGUGAGAAGCCCAUGAUGCAGGUGGGACAGUAUGUGUUUGCAGGAGAAUAUGAAGACGCUUUGGGAACUUGUGUGCUGCUUGAGGAGGGACCACAGAAAGGAAAAGCAGACAGUGGUCCAGAGCUCAAGUACAUGUGCCACACCGUGAAGAAACUGAUGAUGCAACGAAUCUUCCUUACUGAGAAAAAAGAGGGUGAAACCAGUACAGGAAGUGGUGAUGGUGAUGAACAGAGGGACACAACCUGUCAGUCCACUCAAGAAGAAAAUGACAACCACCAGGGAGAGAUGGACAACGCAGAUUUGGAAGACUCAGCAGUGGGUUGAGAGGCGGAGGCUUUGCUACAUUAUGACCUUGCUAUGCAAGUGCAGAGACACCAGCUUUUGUGAGGCUGUUGGGGACUCAGACUAUUCAAAAACCGUUGGAUUUACACUUUAUCAGUAAAAAGGAGACUUGUUAGUAUAACUCUAAGUCUUGUACAAUGUGUCACAUUCCUUUUCCAGAAACAUAUAUAAUGCCUUGUGUACAGUGAGGCUCAGAUUCAGGAUAAUUUAAUAUUUAACACACAACAUAAGUAUGGCUAAAUGACCCUUGAAGGGAAAACGGGCUUUUACAAUUCAACAUGUGAAUCCAUUCCUUUCAGAACCACAUGAUAGGGGUCUUUGGACAGGCAGUUACAGAUCUGUGGUGGGGAGCCUCAGCUUAGCGGCAGGAAGUCCUGUCAUUGUGCCUCUCUGAUAUCAACAAUUAAACCAGCAGAGGGCGAGAAACAGAACUGCAACGAGUAGUCGAUCGACAGAAAAUUAAUUGGCGACUAUUCUGAUAGUCACGUCAUUUUGCAAGCAAAUAUGUCAGACAUUUAGCUUUUCAAGCAUCUUAAAUGUGAGAAUUUAUUGAUUUUACUUGUUAAUUAAAUACUUUGGGGCUUUGGGACUGUUGCUUGGACAAAAAAAGAGAUUUGAUGACAUCAUCUUGAGCAGUAGGAAAUUGUAAUGGGUAUUUUUUACUGUUUUGGAUGUUGGGUGCAGGUUAACUGAUCAUGAAAAUAAUCUUCAAUUGCAGCCCUAGACAGAAAUUUGCUUCAGCUGCAAGGUUAUAGUAGAGAUGAUUUGACAGUGAACCAUUUAUUCAUUUAAAGAAGUGAGAAGGGUACUUGACUUAAAAAUAUGAAGCCUUUAUCUUUCUGAUUUGUAAUAAAAUUAUUUUAUCAGCACUAUUAUGGAAACAGAUUUACAGCGUUACCACCAAAGAAAUAAAGGUGUUUUAUUUGUUAAUUAAAUGAAUUGGGCCCAUUGAAAUCUUGCCAUUUUUAUUUUUAAUGUGGGUUUUAUUGUGUUUUUGUUGUUUGGCUUGUUUUGUUUUUUUGUGGAUUCUUUUUCCUACACUGUUCUGGAUUGAGCAUUUGUUUACAAGGCAAAAGUUUGUCACUUGGCUACCAGUCCCUUUUAUGUUUUUUAAGAAUUGUUAAUUAAUUCAAUAAAUAACAUGGCUACGGCA